GUGAUUGCAUUGCUAGAAAUAAAAGCUAGUAAAAGAUAAUGAAUAUUAAUGGAGAUAACAGUUCGAUUGUAAACUGCUCUUUGGAAGUGGUACUUUACUCUAUCAGUAGAUUUCAGUGAAGAAUCAGUAAGCUUCAUGAGUUUCCCGCUGUUGGCACGCUCCAUCACUCCAGCACCACCGCCACCGGCGGCGAUUCCACAGCCGACGUUUCUAUCUCAAAGGGUCCACAUCCCAUUACAUAUAUACAAACACCCAACAGCAAUCCUCCUGGAACUCUGCAAUUCCAUGAAAGAGCUUCACCAAAUUCUCCCUCACAUUAUCAAAAACGGUCUCUAUAAAGAACACCUUUUUGAAACAAAAUUAGUUAGCUUAUUCACCAAAUAUGGUAGCCUUAAUGAUGCCACCAAAGUCUUUGAAUUUGCUAAACUCAAAGUUGACCCCAUGUAUCAUACGAUGCUAAAAGGCCAUACCCAUCACUCUAAUUUGGAUUCUUCUUUGGCUUUUUACUCUCGUUUGAGAUAUGAUGAUGUAACUCCGGUAAUAUAUAAUUUUAGCUAUUUGUUAAAAGCUUGUGCAGAUAAUUCUGAUGUUGUGAAGGGUAAACAGGUACAUGCGCAGUUGAUUCUUCAUGGGUUUUCAGAUAGUUUGUUUGCGAUGACUAGUGUUGUGAAUCUUUAUGCUAAAUGUGGGAUGGUUGGUGAUGCAUAUAAGAUGUUUGAUAGAAUGCCUGAGAGGGAUUUGGUUUGUUGGAAUACGGUUAUUUCAGGAUAUGCACAAAAUGGGAUGUCAAAGAGAGCGUUGGAGUUGGUUCUAAGAAUGCAAGAGGAAGGGUGUAAUAGGCCGGAUUCGGUUACGAUUGUGUCCAUUUUGCCUGCUUGCGGUGCAAUUGGGUCCUUUAAAAUGGGGAAGUUGAUUCAUGGAUAUGUUUUUAGAAAUGGUUUUGAGUCGCUUGUGAAUGUCUCGACUGCUUUGGUCGAUAUGUAUGCUAAAUGUGGGUCAGUGGGUACUGCUAGGUUGGUUUUUGAUAAGAUGGAUUCUAAGACGGUUGUAUCGUUGAAUGCUAUGAUAGAUGGAUAUGCACGGAAUGGAUAUUACGAUGAAGCUCUUAUCAUCUUUCAGAAAAUGUUGGAUGAAGGAUUCAAACCGACGAAUGUGACUAUUAUGAGCACUUUACAUGCGUGUGCUGAAACAAGGAAUAUUGAGCUUGGACAAUAUGUUCACAAACUAGUCAACCAACUAGGUCUUGGUUCUAAUGUUGCAGUUGUUAACUCGUUGAUUUCAAUGUAUUGCAAGUGCCAAAGAGUGGAUAUUGCAGCUGAAUUGUUUGAAAACUUGAGAGGAAAAACACUUGUUUCAUGGAAUGCUAUGAUAUUGGGCUAUGCACAAAAUGGAUGCGUAAUGGAUGCAUUAACUCACUUUUGUAAAAUGCAUCUGAUGAACAUCAAACCUGAUUCAUUUACAAUGGUAAGUGUUGUUACUGCUCUUGCUGAGUUAUCAGUAUUGCGCCAAGCUAAGUGGAUACAUGGAUUUGCUGUAAGAACUUGUUUGAACAGGAAUGUUUUUGUAGCCACUGCACUUGUUGACAUGUAUGCAAAAUGUGGAGCAGUUCACACAGCAAGAAAGCUAUUUGACAUGAUGGAUGAUAGGCAUGUUACAACAUGGAAUGCCAUGAUAGAUGGAUAUGGCACACAUGGCUUUGGAAAGGAAGCUGUUGAAUUAUUUGAGGAAAUGCGAAAGGGGCAUGUAGAGCCUAACGACAUAACAUUUCUCUGUGUCAUCUCAGCUUGCAGCCACUCUGGCUUUGUAGAGAAGGGGCACAACUAUUUCGCGAUCAUGAGGGAAGAAUACAACUUGGAGCCUUCAAUGGACCAUUAUGGGGCAAUGGUUGACCUAAUUGGUCGAGCUGGUCGGCUGAGUGAGGCUUGGAACUUCAUUGAUAAUAUGCCUAUCAGACCAGGACUCAAUGUCUAUGGUGCAAUGUUGGGAGCUUGCAAGAUUCACAAAAAUGUAGAUUUGGGGGAGAAGGCAGCAGACAAGCUAUUUGAGCUAGAUCCCGAUGAUGGUGGAUAUCAUGUGCUUCUUGCUAAUAUGUACGCCACGGCUUCAAUAUGGUAUAAAGUUGCUAACGUCAGAACUAUGAUGGAGAGAAAAGGUAUUCAAAAGACACCUGGAUGGAGUCUAGUUGAUUUAAGAAACGAGGUCCACACAUUCUACUCAGGAAGCACUAGCCAUCCUCAGUCAGAGAAGAUCUAUGCUUACCUUGAGAAACUGUUUGAUAGGAUUAAAGCUGCUGGAUAUAUUCCUGAUACUGAUUCAAUUCACGAUGUGGAAGAUAUUGUUCAGGAGCAAUUGCUAAAGAGCCACAGUGAGAAGCUUGCUAUUGCAUUUGGGCUUUUAAAUACAAGUGCUGGUACAACUAUUCACAUCAGGAAAAAUCUCCGGGUUUGUGGUGACUGCCAUAGUGCAACAAAGUACAUCUCGCUUGUCAUGAAACGAGAAAUUAUUGUACGUGAUAUGCACCGUUUCCACCAUUUUAAGGAUGGAGUCUGUUCAUGUGGAGAUUACUGGUGAUCUGAAUGAUUGAUAACUCUACCAAGUUGUUAGCUCAUGUUAGUUAUGUAAAACAUUUUAUUAUUCUGAUAUAGAAUAACCACACCACAUGGAUGCACCAUAUCUGGAACAAAGGUGGAAAGUCACGACUGAGGUGGAACUGAUUUCUCUAACUGUUUAAAAUCUAGAUAGGCACCUUCUGAAGUACUGAAUUGAGGAAUCGUCAUCAUAUUCAACAACAAUUUGUUCAGGUAUGGUUAUCUGUAAGUAAAUUAAGUGUCAGAUUUUCUUAUUGUCAGUUUGUCAACAUUUGCGGCCUACCUGGAAGAACUGACAACGAAAAGUAGUAUACUUUGUUCAAGAAACACACAAUGAUACUAUUGCACACUUGGCAACAAGUGGAAUAUCACUUUUGAACGCCAUCUCACUUUCCAAUAUUUGGAAGUUUAAAGAGUAAAGAUUCCAGUAAACUUCAAGUAGAAUCUCUUGAUUCUGCUGGAUGUCCUGAAGAAUUCAACUGACAUCUCCUAUCUGUGGUAGUGCUGCUUUUCAAUCGAGAAUUUCCCAAAUCAGUGUUGAUUCGAGGCAUAGCCCUUAUCACAAGAAAGGUUCAAUGUGGAAGACUGGCAAAUCCAAGUAAUAUUUAGCACUAUGUCAUAUGAAGAGCCCUUAAUUGCACUUAUCAUAUAGUGACUUAUUUCAGAUAUCCGAGUGGUGCAAAAUAACGGGUAGGGAAAGAGCCCGAAGUACCUACAAUCCUUUAAGCUUUUACCAGUGCCUGGUAGCUUAGGGUGUCAUCUUUUGUAUUAGUCUUGUUUUAAGUCAUAUGUAACAGAGGGACAGCAAAGCUGAAAGAGUAGCUAUAUGCAGAAUUACAGACAGGUUUAGAAAUGGUUGAUUAUGAAUUUCAGAAAAUAAGAUGCCCUGGGACCUCUUUAAGUGUAGAUAAUGAUUUUGUAACCUCUGUAAAGGCAACGUUAUGUUACUGUGGAUGUGAAUCAUUUGGGUUG
Molecule: messenger RNA, 3560 nt
Organism: Solanum stenotomum
Lineage: Eukaryota; Viridiplantae; Streptophyta; Magnoliopsida; Solanales; Solanaceae
Product: pentatricopeptide repeat-containing protein At1g11290, chloroplastic
Exons: 2
Coding region: 136-2571 (811 amino acids)
Biological process (GO): RNA modification
Molecular function (GO): protein binding; zinc ion binding; RNA binding
Source: RefSeq, a predicted model, not a curated record